AUGGACCUCCACUUCGUCCCGCUUGUUUUGGUAGGAGGCCUUGGCGGCAAACCAGAUGAGAAGCAAACGCCUCUGUCUAUACAAUCAGUUGAUUUAGCAGACGAUGUACGGUCGAAUCCUGCUCUAGAUGUAGUGAAAGCCGCACUGCUAGCUCGGAGCUACGACACGCAGCCCUGGAUUGAGCCGGUCAAACUAGGCAGCCCAAUUCUUCAUUUGAAGCUGUGCAAUGAGGCGUUUGUCUACGUCAGAGGCGAGAGACCCUCGAUUUUGUCUCCCAAAAACAAGGAAUCCUCUUUAUUUCCUGACGGAUUGUUUACUUACGAGUGGGUUCGAAAAUAUAGCGAGUACUGGCCGUCCACGGCGGUGGUUUUUUAUGAAUACACGAAUCAAACCGAUUUGCAAGAGCUCGGAUCUCAAAUCACCCAACUCAAAACAAAACUAACUGCUUUGGAUAUACGGCUGGUUGCAAUUGUCACCAGCACAGAAGCAGUGGCUUCGGCUGAUUUGGAGUCUGCCGUAGCCGAGCUGCGCUGGUCAACUGGUCUGGCUCCACGCACAGGCAUGCUGAUGCUUCCACCAGAUGCGAACGAUGUUGAAACUAGCGUUUUUGUUGAAACAUUGUGGCUGCUGCUCGGAACCAACUCUGCUGAUUUCUUCGCAAAUAGAGCAAGAGAAGUGAGGUAUAAACGCGACCGUCUCACCUCUGAAACUGCUUCGUUGCGAUGGGAUGCACGGUAUACACUGAAACUUGCGAUAUUCUCUGAAUUCAAGUACGACGUAAGGGGCGCCCUGAGAUUGUAUGAAUCUGCAUAUGAUUGUGUUCGUCAAUUGUUUGACAACGGUCUCGAGCCUAACGAUGCUUCUGCAUGGUGUGCUGCACGUGAAUUGCUGGACACAAUUGCCCUCAAAGUUGCCAAGCAUGCUCUUUAUCUCAAAGAUGCUAGCAUGGCCUCGAAAAAGUAUCGAUACCAUCUGCAUAGUGUUACGCAUUUGCUGCAAGUACAACAAUUGCCCUCGACACCAGCCUGGCGGGCUUUCAACUACUUUAAGCUAGCGAAUCUGGUCAAAAAUGCAACCCUAAAUCGACCGGUUGGAGCAUUCUACCCGGCAGCUCCAGGGUUGUCUAGUGCGCUCCCCCGAGCAGGAUUGCUUUAUCUUGAUGCUGCAAAAGCUGCCACCGAGCCCCCAGUUGAUAUGGACCCUUACAAAGUUGUUAAUAUUGACGUUAUUGAGGCUCUCAAUUCUGCAUACACCGACCUGCGGCCAUUCCCACAUACUGCUGGUCAUGCGUUACAAAUGCAGGCAGAGUAUUUAUUGUCAUUGGGUGAGAAAGCAGCAGCUUUAGACGCGUACGAGCGUGCCCUUCCAUUACUGCAUCCUGGCUGGCCCCAGAAAGCUACGGUGGCCCGCCAGAUUCUUCAACUGAGUAGCGAUGAUGUCCAGAAGGCAACUGCUCAGUUAGCCCUGCUGGCCACUGGCGAAUCUGUUGAAUUAGAGGAAACCACAAGAGAGCUGGGUCGAUUCGAUACCAGUUUGUUUGAUGUUGAAGGAACGUUUCAUGCUCAGUCGGGCUAUCUUGGCCGUAAAGUUGUCAGCCAAAUAACCCUGCAUCCAAAGUUCAAUGGCACCCUUCGCCUAGCUACAAUUAAAGCGAUAUUCACCGGUAAAUCGGUUAGUAUCGAGCAUGCGGAAAGUGCAGAUCCAGAACUGGAUGUAUACGCGAGUGGUGAUGCGAAUCUUGUGUUUUCUGGAGGCAAGCCAAAAACAUUCGAGCUAAGCAUGUCUGUGUCUGAACCGGGCGAAGUAACAAUGGAAAGCGUCCAUAUUUUCGGUGCAAACCCUGUCUUUCUGCAAGAAUGUAAAGUCAAGUCUGCGCAUGUGUGGCUACAGCAUCCUGUUUCGUCCAAAACAACCCGUCACCUGCAGCUGCCGAAUCCCCGUGAAAUUGAGAUACUGUCACGCAAAGCCCAGGUUGCGUUUGAGUUUGACACUUUCGAAAAAGUUGCGCCUCAAGAAAAGGCCGCUUGCUAUCUUACUAUCAUCAACAACGAGACCGAAGUAUCUCAUGUUAAGCUACAAGUCUACCUUGACGAAGAAGGGCUCAAUGAACAGAUGGUACACGAAGCUACUUUGGAUGUGGAUGCUCAAAGCAAGUCAAUUGAAACAUUUGACUACACUGCACCACCCCAGGGCACAUUUUCUUUAAGGGUCGCUGCCACUUACCAUACCGAUUCAGAUCCUAUGCCCGUCAAGGCAAGCGAGUCAAUCAGCAUUGAUACGUCCAAUAUGUUGCGCACAACAUUUGAUUUGACCCCGCAAUACCAUCCAGAUCCCUGGAAAAACCUGUUUGUACCCGAUGGAGACGAUAUGACCCCCAAGAUUGCUCGUGGGUGGGUGCUUCAGGUCACUGUACUUCCGUUGAUAAAAGAUGCACAGUUGCAUGAUGUCCGGGUAGAGUUUGAAAGUGAGGACGCAGAGAUUGAAUCUUUACCACGCCCGAAAUAUCAAGGAUCACUUGUGCAUAACAAGCCGGUUCGGGCGAGCUUUGGGUUUGUGUCCCGGCGAAAGAGCCGCGAUCUGCGGAGUUUUGACGGCAAGGCUAGCGUUAUUAUUACAUGGAGUCGCAACAGAACGCAGGAAAUUUCGAAUGAAUAUGUUUUGCCCCCCCUGCGGCUCUCUUUAACCCACCAGGAGCCGCGGGCGCUCUGCCUUGCCCGCGUGGAUGGAGGCACGGUGCACCUCGAUUACUAUGUUGAAAACAGCACCUCGCACAUUCUUACCUUUGCAGUGACUAUGGGAACGUCAUCCGACUUUGCUGUUCAAGGACCCAAAGGAGGAUCAUUACGACUGCUGCCGUUCAGCCGACGGAAACUGAGCUACGACAUGGUGGUGAUGAACGACAAGCGUGCGGUGCUGCCCUUGCUGCGAAUCUUCGAUACUACCUACAAAAGAGCUCUUACUGUUCUUCCUGGCAACAACACGGUAACCAAAGGACCAAAUGGUCUGCAUUUAAAUCUUUAG
Molecule: messenger RNA, 3021 nt
Organism: Wickerhamiella sorbophila
Lineage: Eukaryota; Fungi; Ascomycota; Dipodascomycetes; Dipodascales; Trichomonascaceae
Exons: 1
Coding region: 1-3021 (1006 amino acids)
Source: RefSeq, a predicted model, not a curated record